AUGGCUUCUCCCCUGUUCUUCCUCUGUCUCAUGCUCUGCAUUUCAUACUCAUACCAAAUGGUUCUAAUGCCCCUAACACACACAAUAUCCAAAACCCAAUUCAACAGCAUCCACCACCUCCUCAAAUCAACCUCCACUCGUUCAGCAUCACGCUUCCACCGCCACCGCCAAAACGCAGUCUCUCUCCCGCUCUCUCCGGGAAGUGACUACACACUCUCCUUCAACUUAGGCUCAAACCCUUCGCAACACAUAACACUCUACAUGGACACGGGAAGCGACAUCGUGUGGUUCCCUUGCGCUCCCUUCGAGUGCAUCCUCUGCGAAGGAAAACCCAAAGCAACAAAACCCCCAAACAUCACGCACUCCAACGCCGUUUCGUGCCAAUCCCCUGCAUGCGCCGUAGCACACUCUUCCAUGUCCCCUCACGACCUCUGCGCAAUCGCACGUUGUCCCUUGGACGCAAUCGAAACCUCGGAUUGUUCUUCUGCCACGUGUCCACCCUUUUACUACGCUUACGCAGAUGGAAGCUUCAUCGCGCGCCUCUAUCGCGAUACUCUCUCUAUGUCUUCUCUUUUCCUAAAAAACUUCACCUUUGGUUGCGCCCACACCGCACUCGCCGAACCCAUUGGCGUAGCAGGUUUCGGUCGGGGCUUAUUGUCUCUCCCUGCUCAACUUGCUACCUACUCCCCGCAACUGGGUAACCGGUUUUCCUAUUGUUUGGUCUCUCACUCGUUCGACGGAGAACGGGUUCGCAAACCGAGUCCACUCAUUAUUGGACGCUACGACGGCGCCGGCGAAUCGAGUGAUUUUAUUUACACGUCCAUGCUUCGGAACCCAAAGCACCCUUAUUUCUACUGCGUGGGACUCGCCGGAAUCUCCGUCGGUAACCGGACAAUUCCGGCGCCGGAGAUGCUGAGGAGGGUGGACGGAAGGGGAAACGGCGGCGUGGUUGUUGAUUCCGGGACCACGUUCACGAUGUUGCCAACUAGUUUGUAUAACUCGGUGGUGGCUGAGUUUGAUCACCGAGUGGGGCGAGUUCAGAAGCGCGCGAGUGAGGUUGAAAAGAAAACGGGUCUUGGGCCGUGCUAUUAUUUGGACGGGUUGGUGAAGGUUCCGGUGGUGACGUUGCAUUUUGUUGGUAAUAAUUCCAAUGUGGUGCUGCCAAGGAAGAACUACUUUUACGAGUUUUUGGACGGUGGUGAUGGCGCGAGGAGGAAGGGGAAAGUGGGGUGCAUGAUGCUGAUGGACGGUGGUGAUGUGGCUGAUUUAAGCGGUGGACCCGGGGCCACACUUGGAAAUUACCAACAGCAAGGCUUUGAGGUUGUGUAUGACUUGGAAAAGCAACGCGUGGGGUUCGCCAGGAGGCAAUGCGCGUCGCUUUGGGAUAACCUUAACAGCGAGAAAAGCUAGUACCUACUCUGCGCUGCUUACCACUGGAUUAUUCUGGUGAGGG
This is a messenger RNA of Abrus precatorius (Indian licorice), 1453 nucleotides long. Its product is annotated as probable aspartyl protease At4g16563. Gene Ontology annotation, cellular component: plant-type cell wall. Gene Ontology annotation, biological process: proteolysis. The record is from RefSeq and is a predicted model, not a curated record. The coding region runs from base 1 to 1410 and encodes 469 amino acids. Gene Ontology annotation, molecular function: aspartic-type endopeptidase activity. NCBI's taxonomy places the organism in Eukaryota, Viridiplantae, Streptophyta, Magnoliopsida, Fabales, Fabaceae. The transcript has a single exon.